AUGGCAUCCAAGCCCAUGAAGUUGCACACCUCAGCCCGCUCCUCCUCCCCAAGCCGCCCCCGCCGACUGCGAGACUUCCUCCGGCAGAAAUACGAGCGCAUCCCAAAGACAAGGCGCCACGCCAUGCUAGCCGCGACGUGCCUCCUCUGGUUCGCCGUGGUCGGCGUCGUCGCGGGCGUGGCCAGCCUGCGACACAGCCCAGGCGGCCCAGGCUCGAACACAAGCACCACCACGACCUCACCAUCAUGGGUGGGCCCAGCAGGCAACACCUCCCACCACAUGGCCCUGAGCAUAAUGUCCCGCAAGCAGGGCAUAAUGACCCCCGCCAGCCCCUCCGACCCAGGCGCCGCCCUCGAGGCGGGCAUCGUGCAAAAGGCCCUCGCCGCAUACACGUCCUACCACGGCACCGACCCGGAGAUCCAGGCCUACAUCGACCUCAGCACCGUCUCAGCCGCCCGCCUCAUGGCCGACGAGGCCGCCGACCUCGCGCGCUGGCCGCUCGACCGCCUCGCCGUGGGCAACGCGAUGCUCGCCGACACGACGGGCGACCAGGCCGUGGCCGACGCCCUGCCCGCGCUGCGCAAAACCGUCCACCACAACAACGUCAACCCCGACGACGGUGACGGAGGAGGCAUGUGGUACUGGCAGGAGUACCCCGGGUGGGCCUACCUCGACGGCGCGUACGGCCUCGCGCCCUUCGUCGCGGCCGACUACGCCCGCGGCAUGGCGGGCGACGACACCGUCACCACCUCCAGCACGGGCGGGCAGGGGCACAAAGCGGCGCACACCCUCGCGCAGCUCGACCUCCUCUGGGCGCACACGCGCGACGCGGCGACGGGCCUGCUGGUGCACGGCUAUUACUACCACCACGAGGACGGCAUCACCGGCCCCGAGGCGUCGGGGGUCGUCUGGGCCCGCGGGGUGGCGCUGUUCCUCAUGGCACUGGUCGACACGCUCGAGCUGGUGUGGCCCAAGUGGCGCGGCGGGGGCCUGGAGUGGGGACGCCCGCCGCCGGAGGUGAUGCUCCUGCGCCGGAUGAGCGGCAUGUACGCGUCGCUUGCCAUGGACGUGCUGCGGUAUGUCGAUGACGAAUCCAGAGGGUGGUUCCAGGUCGUCGACGCCGCGGGGCGGGAGGGGAAUUAUGUCGAGUCUAGCGCCACGGCCAUGUUUGCUUAUGCGCUGCUCAAGGGGGCGCGGCUGGGGUACCUGGGCCCCGACCCCGAGAAUGCCGUCCUCGCGGUGGAGGCUGGAUAUGCGGCGCACAAGAUGUUGGUGGAGAGGUUCGUCUCUGGCAGUGGGGAGGGCGAGGGUCUGCUUGAUUGGGCUGGCACUGUCGGUGUGUGUAGCCUCAACUCGACCGCCGACUACGAGUACUAUGUCAGCCGGCCGCUGGUGCCCAACAGUGCCCUUGGUGCUGCUGCGUUUGUGCUGGCUUCGGUGGAGGUUGAGCGGCUUGGUGGCGAUGCUGCUGUCGGUGUGAAACUGCGGUGA
Molecule: messenger RNA, 1491 nt
Organism: Diaporthe batatas
Lineage: Eukaryota; Fungi; Ascomycota; Sordariomycetes; Diaporthales; Diaporthaceae
Exons: 1
Coding region: 1-1491 (496 amino acids)
Biological process (GO): carbohydrate metabolic process
Source: RefSeq, a predicted model, not a curated record